UGGCUCGGUUUCUGUCGACGUGGGAAAAGCGGCGCAAGAGCAAACAACGCUCAAUCUACGGGUGUAUGCGCUUGACAUGAUACGAGUGGCAUGCGAGAGGACGCGGAUCUCUGAAGACAAAUUCCAGCAUGUGGCUCAAACCCGAAGAGGUGCUUCUCAAAAACGCGCUGAAAUUAUGGGUGACGGAGAAAUCCAAUGAUUACUUCGUGCUGCAGCGCAGACGCGGAUACGGAGAGGACAGCGGGGGAUUGACAGGCUUGCUGGUCGGAACCUUGGACACAGUUCUUGACUCCACAGCCAAAGUGGCCCCGUUUCGCAUUUUACACCAGACACCCGACUCUCAGGUGUACUGGACUAUCGCCUGUGGAGCAUCUAUAGAGGAGAUCUCGCAGCACUGGGACUGGCUGCAGCAGAACAUCGUCAGAACUCUCUCUGUGUUCGACUCUGGGGAAGACAUCACCAGUUUUGUUCAGGGGAAGAUAAGGGGUCUGAUAGCAGAGGAAGGCACAUCUGCAGGUGAUGAGGAGGAUCCUGAGCGCUUCCGGGAGGCAGUGCUGCGCUUUGAACGCCUGUUCGGUUUGCCACAGAGAGAAAAGCUUGUGACAUAUUUCUCAUGCAGCUACUGGAGAGGACGGGUGCCGAACCAGGGCUGGAUCUACCUCAGCACCAACUUCCUGUGUUUUUACUCCUAUAUGCUUGGAAAUGAAGUGAAACUGGUGUAUCCGUGGGAUGAAGUGAGUCGUCUGGAACGCACGUCGAGUGUUUUAUUGGCAGAGAGUAUCCGUGUGCGAGUGCGUGGAGAGGAUCAUUUCUUCUCGAUGCUUCUGAGGCUGCAACAGACAUACCUGAUCAUGCAGCAGCUGGCCGACUACGCCAUUGUCCGCUUCUUCGAUAAAGAAACAUUUCAUGCUGAACAUCCACUAGCCAACCCCCUUCACAUCACACAGAGGGCUUUGGAAAUACAUGCGAGGAAUCAGUCUUUCCGAUCGUUUUUCCGGUUGCCGCAGGAGGAGAACCUUUGUGAAGUGUAUGAGAGUUUCCUCUGGGUGCCGUUUAGUCACGUCAACACUCUUGGAAAAAUCUGUGUCUCGGAAAACUAUCUGUGCUUUGCAAGCCAGGAUGGGUCUCAGUGCCAUCUCAUAAUACCUCUUUGGGAGGUGUACAGUGUGGAGCUUCCAGACCGCAGUAGUCGAGCUCUGACUGUGUGCCUUCGAGGCAAGAGAGCUUUGCGUUUCUCUGAGGUUCGGGAUUUUGAGCGACUUGCUGCCACCAUCCGCAGAAAGUGUGGGACAUUGGGGAGCCCUCAGCACUGCAUCACUAAUCCGGUAAUUCAUUUAAACCCCAGCUUUAAAAAAAAAACUAUUUGUUUUAAUAUUAAUAUUUAGUAUUUAAUAUUAUUUUGUAAUAAUUGUGUUUUUUUUUCUCUCUCUGAGGAUGAGGAAGGUGUGAUGGUGGGACAAAGUCAAGCUGUCAGCACUGAAGCUCUAAUGAACGUCUUUCAUCCACAUGAUGCUGAAAACCUUGACCCCAAAAUGCUGAAGGAGCGAAUGAAGGAGCAGUCGUGGCAGAUCCACUUUGCUGAAUAUGGGCGUGGAACUGGAAUGUUUUGCACCAAAAAAACACGUGACCUCAUUGUGCGAGGAGUUCCAGAGACUCUCAGAGGAGAACUGUGGAUGCUCUUCUCAGGCGCAGUACAUGACAUGAUCUCUCACCCCGGGUAUUACGGGCGGCUGCUGGAGGAUUGUAUGGGAAGCAGCUCACUCGCGUGUGAUGAGAUUGAGAGAGAUCUGCAUCGCUCUCUCCCAGAACACCCAGCAUUCCAGAGCGACACGGGAAUAUCAGCUCUUCGCCGCGUCCUCACUGCCUAUGCUCACCGCAACCCCAAAAUCGGCUACUGCCAGGCGAUGAAUAUCCUGACAUCAGUGUUGCUGCUGUAUGCUAAAGAAGAGGAGGCCUUCUGGCUACUGGUGGCCGUGUGUGAAAGGAUGCUCCCGGACUACUUCAAUCGCAGAAUUAUCGGUGCUCUGGUGGACCAGGCCGUAUUUGAGGAGCUGAUCCGUGAACAUCUCACCCAGCUGACUGAACACAUGACAGACCUGUCCUUCUUCUCGUCUGUGUCUUUAUCGUGGUUUCUGACCCUCUUCAUCAGUGUGCUGCCAAUAGAGAGCGCUGUGAACGUGGUCGACUGUUUCUUCUAUGAUGGAAUCAAAGCCAUCCUGCAGCUGGGCCUCGCUGUCCUCGACUACAACAUGGACAAUCUGCUCUGCUGCAAUGACGACGCAGAAGCCGUCACCGUCCUUAACAGGUUUUUUGACAGCGUCACAAAUAAAGACAGUCCCCUGCCAGCAACUGUUCAGCAGGCAUCUGCAACAGCCAACGACAAAUCAAUACAAAAGGUUGACAUCAGUGACCUCAUCAAAGAGGCAUAUGAGAAAUAUGGAGACAUUCGAACAGAGGAAGUGGAAAACAUGCGGAAGAGGAACAAGCUUUAUGUCAUUCAGACACUUGAAGACACAACAAAACAAAAUGUAUUGCGUGUUGUUGCUCAGGAUGUGAAAUUCAGUGCUUCUCAGCUGGACGAGCUCUACUUGCUUUUUAAGAGGCAGCAUUUUGUGUGCUGUUACUGGUCAGUGUGUAGUCCUGCCCUGCAGAACCAUGACCCCAGCCUGCCAUAUCUGGACCAGUAUCAGCUGGACCAGUCCCAGUUUAGCAGCCUGUUUAACCUCCUGCAGCCGUGGACCACACACACACACUUGCGCUCUCUGGCACGGUCAGCCUUCCAUCUUCUGGAUGAGAAUGGAGAUGGACUUGUGAACUUUAAGGAAUUCAUCUGCGGCCUGGAUAUAUUAUACAACAGAUCAUUCACAGAAAAACUGAAACUUCUCUUCAAACUGCACCUUCAGCCAGACUCUGCAGAGGACGGAGUGAUCAGAAAAUGUCCAGAGAGAGGUCGUGCUAAAGUAGAUCUGCAGGAGUAUCUGAAACAGUGGCAGGAGGACUUACAGCGGAGAGAGGAGAAUAUUAAAGAUCUGCCCAGAAUUAAUCAGGUGCAGUUCAUUAGUUUGACCAAGACUCUGUACAGCGUUUUCCAUGGCGAUGAGGAGGAGGAGAGCCUUUACCGAGCUGUGGCACGAGUGACCAGUCUUCUCUUGCGCAUGGAGGAAGUGGGACGGAAACUACAGGACGGCAGCCCACAGAAAACACCCCAAACUACACCCACCAGCACAUCCCAGCCAGAAUCCUCCCCAUCAAAACCCACCAGCCCUGAACCCGAGACCCCCGCUAAGAGUCAAAGCACCCACGACCAACCCGAGUCUCCUAUCAGUCAACACGAAACUGCCCCAUCCCACUCUGACAUCACUCCGAACUCAACCUCGCACCCUUCCACACCCACCAGCAGUCCCACCGAAACCAGCAGCCCGGUGCUGGACACACCAACAGACACCCCCAGCUCGCCCUGCACGGUCAGAGACGGAGACUGGAGUUUCUCCUUCGAGCAGAUUUUGGCUUCUCUCCUGAAUGAACCGUCUGUCGUUCGCUUCUUUGAACGGGUCGUUGACACGGACACUCUGAUCACGCGCGCACGCAAAAACCAGCUCAAAGACGCACACUAAUGCACACUUUCAGAGCAAUCACAGCAAAACACUGCCCUAAAAGCCAUAAACACUCUUCUUUCUUUGUUUUUGCAACUACUAAAGGUCAGUGUGUGUGAAACACUUGUGUCCGCUACCAAUCAUUCUAUUUCUUUACAGACGCACAUGUGCUGGACAAGUACUGAAAAAGGGAAAGAGGUGAGGUCAAAAGUGAGCGAAAGUAUUUUUAUGUAACAUAAAUGAUUCGUGUUAGAUGUUUAUUUGUGUAAUUUAGAUGAUUGGUGUGAGAUAUUGUGUUUAUAUUGUUAGUGAGGGAAUUAUACAUACACACACACCACUGAACGUAGUAUAUUAUUAUGAAUGAUAACACGUGUGAUUUGGGAGGAAGGCCUACUUUAGCUAUUCAGUAAUCACUCAUUCCCCACCUGCCCUAAUACACAUAUGCACAUAUAGGACCACAAAAGAAAGGAUGAAUCCAAGGGAAAUCAAAAUGCUAUGCUGUUGAUCUGCUGAAAACUAUAUCGUUUUAAAACUCAUCAUGACUAAUUACACAUCCGUCGCCUUACAUUAUUUAUGCUGCUCCGGUGAUCUUGGAAAUGAAACUUGUUGUUGUUUCUGUAGAAGCUUGAUUAGAAACGCCCAGAUUGACAUUAUGCUAAUCAGGAGGCGGAGUUUAGUCCAAAUCAUUUCACAUUCCACAGCAUUGAAGGUCUGUGUUAGGAUUCCAGAUUAUAUCUGUUUAAUUCUGAUUUACUGAAUGUGUUUGUGUCUACAAACCGGAAUCUGUGCUUUAUGCCUUAUUAGUUCUUGAUUCAGGUCUUCAGUACGAAUAUCACAAGUGCUUCCAUUUAACAUUUUUCCUCUUGUUGAUAACACUAAGCAUUUAUUUAAAUCAUUUCGAAAAUUAGUUUAUCAAUUUGUUUGAGUUUUAUCACAGAACAAGAUAUUUUCUGGCGUAAUUUUACAGAUGAAUUAAAAAUAUAUAUCAUAGGGAACAUACUGAAAUGCUUUAGCAAGAAAAUAAUGUUAACUAUUGUGCUGUAAAUUAUAUGCAAAGUCAGUUCAUGUAAUCAGUAGGAUCAUUAAGUGACAAAUCACCAAUCAUAAGUAAGAGACAUUGUAUGAUGCUUUAAACCAAUGGUCUCAAACUCAAUUCCUGGAGGGCCGCAGCUCUGCAUAGUUUAGCUCCCAUCACCUAAAUCUCUCAGCUAGUCUCUAGCAGUCUUGAACACCUUGAUUAUUUGGUUGAGCUGUGUUUGAUUAGGGUUGGAGCAAAACUGUGCAGAGCUGCGGCCCUCCAGGAAUCCAGUUUGAGACCUGUGCUUUAAACAGACCAAUGAAUAUGCAGAAUUGUUCUUGUGUAAGUGUUGAGAGCUUGAUGAAUGCAGGAAUGUCUGUUUUUGUUUUGUGGUUAUUCUGUGUGCCGCUGCGUCAGCUCUAAACCAGCGAAACUGUUUUUGUUAUGUGCGUGAUGCAGUAGUUGUGUUCUUUUAAAGCUAAAGACACCUUAGAGUAGUGAGGAUUUUUCCGUUAAUUUGACUGAGCAGAAAGAUGCUGUUUUGGUUUUGCAUUCUUGCACAAGAAAUAGAGAGAGGGAAAGAGAAAACUAAAACACUUUGCUGAAGGAAUUGCAUUGAAAAUUUAAUUAUUAUUAUGUGUCCCAUCUUCUCUGAGUCGCUCUCUUGCUGUAUUUGUUGUAUUACAUGUGCUGCAGGGUAAUAAUGUGGUCAUUUUUUUUACUUAAUUUUUUUAUUUCUGUUUUUGUCUAAAAGAUUUCUCUUUGUUAUAAUCUGUUUGUGCCUCAUAAAUUGUCACAUUUAUGGAAGUUUAAUUAUAAAAUAAAAUGUGCUG
Danio aesculapii is the source of this 5444-nucleotide messenger RNA. It is a transcript of the gene tbc1d8b, whose product is annotated as TBC1 domain family member 8B. Gene Ontology annotation, molecular function: calcium ion binding. NCBI's taxonomy places the organism in Eukaryota, Metazoa, Chordata, Actinopteri, Cypriniformes, Danionidae. The record is from RefSeq and is a predicted model, not a curated record.